AUGGCACCACUGGGCACUCGACAGAGCCACUCUCUAGUUCCUGGCAUCCCGCGUCCCCCCAAACGACCUCCAAACACCGCAGUCAAAGUUCAUAAGUCAAUUGACCCCACGGUAUUCGUUGAGUUAUUUGUUGGAACUGUCGGGAUAUUCAUAAUCGCAGUCUUAUUUUGGAAGUUUGGGCGGUUCAUCAGGCGAUUCAAUCGAAACAAGUUAUUGAGAGCAGGCAAAAAUACCAACACCCGAUAUGCACGCACAUGGUAUGGCUGGGUCGCGUGGCCGACACACGAGAGGAAUAAAAGGGCAAUGCAUGACUUCCUCGCUCGAAUUUGGAAGUCAAUGGUGUGGAAAUCGACCCUAGACGACUAUAGUUGGAUUUGGUGGGAUCCUGGCGAUGUAGAAAAGCGAAAGCAUCUCCAAGAACAGAGAGGAUUUCGUUGGAUACCAGAUUGCCUCAAGAGCUAUGAUGAUUCUCCUACUGCCGACGAAAUCUGGAAUCCUUGUUCGCGACCCAGGUGUCAUGUGGCUUUGAAGGACAGCGUCUCAAUUCCCCAACCUGUUCCAGCGACGGGAUCUGCGCAUGAGGAUAUAUCGAAAUCAAUCCUGCGUCGGCAAUCCAGCUUGAUAAAUAACCAACCAGUUAUCACUCGUUCAAUUCUAGAGGAACUUCUCAGGGACCCACUGCAGCCAAACGAUGCCAGUUCGGAUCACCCGCCCUGGUUCAAUUCUCGCAAGAAUGCAGCAACGCCAGCUACUCGCGCACCGAUGCCAUUCCAAUCAUUACCGUCUCGACAGCGUCAAUCCUUCCAGAUGCGAGGAUCGAUCCCAUGGUCACGUGGUGAUGGGCCCCAAGCUAUCUCAUGUCAAAUCGAAUCUGUCGUGCAACAUGAGGGUUUUCAGUAUAAAAUAGCGGAGACGAGUGGCCAGAUGGACACAAAAAAGCCCAAGCCGCUUUAUGGGCAUGGUAAUCACUGCAGAUACCGGAGAUGGUCAGCACGAAUGCAGAUGGGGCCAAAGGAGGCAGUAUUUGACAACAUAGGGGAUUCAUCUGGCCCCCCAGGGACACCAAGGACCGAAUUACUGGUCAGCUAUGCCUCAGAUCUGAGCUCGUCUAUUCGUGGUCACGCCAAGAGACAGCGAAAUAGCACCGAAGGGCGCUUGCGUUUCUCAGAAGAUAGAACAUCGUUCAUGUCUAGACUCCUCAUUGGAAAUCAAGUUUUGUUCUCAAGCGAACAGCAGACAUAUACCAAAACCGUCCAAUGGAAUUCGGCCCCAGCAAGAUGUCAUUUCCAAGGAAAAGUGACAAGUUCGAAAGCGAGACCAGCAUUGUCUGAUGAAUGGCGAUUUACGUGUGACCCAAAACAUCCUAUCCUCUCUCGCUGUGAAGAGAAAAGGCCAGAAAAAGAAGUCCCUCGAUGCUCUGCAGAUCAAAUCAAGCUUAAGACAGGAGGCGCCAUCGAUCAGUUGAGUGAUUGGGAGGUCAGAAUGAUGGAGAGGCUGGAUCGAAAACUGUUUUGGCUCUUCAAUGAGGUCACUCCAGGGCAAAAGCCAUACCAUUUUGCCUUGCUAGCCAACCACUGGCUAAAUAGAGAAACAUGGCUCGUUUACGAUCCCGUGUCCAGAGUUUCCACUGAUGCACGUCGGUUGUGGGGAGAUCCACGAUUCAACGUUCCUUACCCGGAGCCAGUUUUCAGUCCCAGACCAAAAUACCCUACGGCCAAACAGAAACGCGCGCAAACUCCUCGUAUAGACUCCUGGCGGGCCGCGGUGAAUAAGCAGCGGAAGGUAUCUGGUAUCCGAGACCCUAUUCGCACUAUUACAUUGUAUGAUGAGUCGGUCGAGGACCCGCCAGAUGGCCAUAUCGAUCCAGGCUGCUGGGUUUUGCCGAAACCGCCUCAAGGCUUUGAGAUGUCCACUGCGCAGAGAAACGCGUGGUAUGAAGGAGGGGCAGGUUGGCAAGAGACGCUUGAUGAUUGGCAGCAAGUCCGCCGGGGCUAUCGUGUCCACAAAGCCCUCCACGAAGGCCGAGUCAAUCGGGGGAGGAUCAAGGAAGUGGCAGCUCAAGUCAACAAGUGUUAUCGUACUGCAUCCGGAAAAUUGAUCCCAAGCUAUGAUCUCGGGGAAAGGAAAGCUCCAAACCCCCUUGUCUCAUGA
This is a messenger RNA of Penicillium robsamsonii, 2151 nucleotides long. RefSeq lists its product as uncharacterized. NCBI's taxonomy places the organism in Eukaryota, Fungi, Ascomycota, Eurotiomycetes, Eurotiales, Aspergillaceae. The record is from RefSeq and is a predicted model, not a curated record. Bases 1 to 2151 code for a protein of 716 amino acids. The transcript has a single exon.